Molecule: messenger RNA, 1918 nt
Organism: Lotus japonicus
Lineage: Eukaryota; Viridiplantae; Streptophyta; Magnoliopsida; Fabales; Fabaceae
Product: calcium and calcium/calmodulin-dependent serine/threonine-protein kinase
Exons: 7
Coding region: 63-1619 (518 amino acids)
Biological process (GO): intracellular signal transduction; protein autophosphorylation; peptidyl-serine phosphorylation
Cellular component (GO): nucleus; cytoplasm
Molecular function (GO): calmodulin binding; calcium ion binding; ATP binding
Source: RefSeq, a predicted model, not a curated record
CUCAUUGAUCAUUGAACAUUUUCUGAGUCUGAAAAGAUUCCAAUAUUUUCAAACACUCUGCCAUGGGAUAUGAUCAAACCAGAAAGCUCUCUGAUGAGUAUGAGAUUUCAGAGAUUCUAGGAAGAGGUGGAUUCUCUGUUGUCAGAAAAGGAACCAAAAAAUCAGGCAAUGAGAAAACCCAAGUAGCCAUCAAAACACUCAGAAGGUUAGGUAGUUCUCCCUCUGGGACAGGUGGUGGACAGAAGAGCACAGCAACUGUGAUGGGGUUCCCUUCUUUGAGACAGGUUUCAGUCUCAGAUGCUUUGCUCACCAAUGAGAUUCUUGUGAUGAGGAGGAUAGUGGAAAACGUUUCGCCACAUCCAAACGUGAUUGAUCUCUAUGAUGUGUGUGAGGACUCAAAUGGGGUGCAUCUUGUGCUGGAGCUUUGUUCUGGUGGGGAGCUGUUUGAUAGGAUUGUUGCACAGGAUAAGUAUGCUGAGACGGAAGCUGCCGCGGUGGUUCGCCAGAUUGCGGCGGGGCUAGAGGCGGUUCACAAGGCUGACAUUGUUCACAGGGAUUUGAAGCCUGAGAAUUGCCUUUUCUUGGAUUCCAGGAAGGACUCUCCUCUCAAGAUCAUGGACUUUGGGUUGAGCUCUGUUGAGGAGUUCACUGACCCUGUUGUUGGGUUGUUUGGAUCCAUUGAUUAUGUUUCACCAGAGGCUCUUUCUCAAGGGAAGAUCACUGCCAAGAGUGACAUGUGGUCUCUGGGAGUGAUUCUAUAUAUCUUGCUCUCUGGGUAUCCGCCUUUCAUUGCACAAAAUAAUCGCCAAAAACAACAAAUGAUAAUCAAUGGGAAUUUCAGUUUCUAUGAGAAGACUUGGAAGGGCAUUACCCAAUCAGCGAAGCAAUUGAUUUCAAGUCUUUUGACUGUUGAUCCAAGUAAGAGGCCUAGUGCUCAAGAGCUCUUGAGUCAUCCAUGGGUCAGAGGUGACAAAGCCAAAGAUGAGCAAAUGGACCCUGAGAUUGUCUCAAGGCUGCAGAGCUUUAAUGCAAGACGCAAACUCCGCGCAGCUGCAAUUGCUAGUGUUUGGAGCAGCACAAUCUUCCUGAGAACCAAAAAGCUGAGAUCCUUGGUAGGAACUUAUGAUCUCAAAGAAGAGGAAAUUGAAAGUCUCAGGAUACACUUUAAGAAGAUAUGUGGAAAUGGAGACAAUGCAACUCUGUCUGAGUUUGUGGAGGUGCUGAAAGCAAUGAAGAUGCCCUCAUUGAUCCCUCUAGCACCGCGUAUAUUUGACUUGUUUGACAACAACCGUGAUGGAACAAUUGACAUGAGAGAGAUACUAUGUGGGUUUUCUAGCCUCAAGAACUCCAAAGGAGAUGAUGCUCUCCGUUUGUGCUUCCAGAUGUAUGACACAGAUAGAUCAGGGUGCAUCACCAAGGAAGAAGUAGCAUCCAUGCUCUGUGCUUUGCCAGAGGAAUGUCUUCCAGCUGAUAUCACUGAACCUGGGAAAUUGGAUGAGAUAUUUGACUUAAUGGAUGCCAACAGUGAUGGAAAAGUUACAUUUGAAGAAUUCAAAGCUGCUAUGCAGAGAGAUAGCUCUCUCCAAGACAUGCUCCUCUCUUCUCUUCGUCCAUCAUAGUUUUUUUUUUUUUCCAUUCAUGGUGUUAUGGUCUUUCAAACUUUGAUAUUGACUACACCUUUUACGUUUCUUUUAAUCUCUUUUGGGGCUAUCCUUCUCUUUGAGGUAUUCAUACUACAUGGAAAAAGGGUGGUAAAGAGGGUGAAAUUGUGUCAUCUAACUUUUGCUAUGACAACUAGGAACUUUUGCAUUCUCAUGUAAUACUACAACUAGCUUAAGAGAGCGGCUCAAUGAAUGUCAAGGCUUAAAAUGAAAUUUAAGAGGAGAUUUUUUAAAUUAAUUAAAUAGUUUUAUUGAAA